AUGGCAAAUACAACUGAAAGUCAUCCUAAUAAAACAAUUGCUGUUGUUGGCGGUGGACUCGGUGGUGCUUUAUGUGCUUGCUUUUUUGCUAAACAUGGCAUUAAUGUUCAUUUAUUUGAAUUACGACCAGAUAUUCGUAAUCAAAAAGUAGUUAAAGGACGCAGCAUUAAUAUGGCAUUAUCUCGUCGAGGUCGUGAUGCUCUUGCUUAUAUCAAUUGCGAAGAUGUUAUUGUUCGAAAUGGUAUACCCAUGCGUGCACGUAUGUUACAUGAUCUUAAGUGUCAUACUGCAGCUGUACCUUAUGGUACUAAACCAGAACAUGAAAUAAUAUCGAUUGAUCGUCGUAUUCUCAAUGAACUUCUACUAGAUGAAGCAUGCAAAUAUCCUGAGAUAAAAAUUCAUUUUCAACAUAAAUUUGUCAGUUGGAAUCCUGAAAACAAAAUCGCAACAUUUCAAAAUAAAUCCGGUGAAAAUGUUGAUUUUGAAGUCGAUGCUCUUAUCGGCUAUGAUGGAUGCCAUUCGGCUGUUCGUGCGGCAAUGAUGAAAACUGAUUCGGUCAAUUUUUCUCAAGAAUUUGUUGAAUCUCAUUAUAUGGAAUUUUGUAUACCUCCGAAGAAUGGUGAAUUUGUUAUGGAAAAAAAUUAUCUUCACAUAUGGCCACGUCAUGACUUUAUGCUAAUUGCUUUACCAAACCAAGAUAAAUCUUUUACAACAACAUUGUUUUUACCAUUGAAUAUUUUUCAAACAUUAACAACAACUGAUGAACUUUUAGCGUUUUUCCAAAAAUAUUUUCCCGAUGCUAUUUCAUUCAUUGGACAAGAAGAUUUGAUUGAAACAUUUUUUUCAUCAAAACCAUUACCACUGGUCUCCAUUAAAUGUUCACCACAUGUUUCAACAAAUGGAGAUAUUUUAUUAAUGGGCGAUGCUGCUCAUUCAAUGGUACCGUUUUAUGCACAAGGAAUGAAUUCAGCAUUUGAAGAUGCAUUAGUUUUAUUUGAUAAAUUAAAACAAAAUAAUUUUCAGUUUUCAACAGCAUUCUUUGAUUACAAUAAAACUCGGAUACAUGAUGUUCAUGCAAUUGUUGAUUUAUCAAUGUAUAACUAUCGUGAAAUGAGUCAUUUGGUGACUCAAACUUCAUUUUAUUGGCGUAAGAAAGUCGACAAUUGUUUAUAUCGAUUAAUACCUAACUGGUGGGUACCAUUAUAUACAAUGGUAACAUUUACAAGAAUCCCGUAUAAACAGUGUUUAGCAUUACGCCAACGACAAGAUCAAGUAUUAAAACUAUUUCGUUUAACAGGUUAUUCUGUUGCUGGAUUAUAUUUAUUACAAAAACUUGCAACUUUUGUGAUAAAACCAUUAGCUAAGACGCCCAUUGUGCAAAACAUUCUACCAAGAUUUGCAGCUACCAAAUGA
Messenger RNA from Rotaria socialis, 1413 nucleotides. Lineage: Eukaryota; Metazoa; Rotifera; Eurotatoria; Philodinida; Philodinidae. The record is from the annotation of a GenBank genome assembly.